GGGCGGGGGCGGCGGGGACCCCCCUCCUGGCCCGGGCCCCGGGGCCGGACCCGCACCGGCAUCCCUCUGCCCUGUGACCCCAGCCGCUACCGGGGCCCCUGUCGGGCACCCAUCUCGCCCCCGGGCCGGUACCGGUACCCGCCCCUCAGCUGACGCCUGGGCCCCCUCCCAGCCUGGUUGUGGGGACCCCGAUUCUUUCCCCUCCCUUCAGCCCGGUACCGGGACCCCCCCAUCUCCGCACCGCGGCCCGGUACUGGGGCCCCCAGCCUGAACCCCCUUGGCCUCCAUCCCUGCUGCUGGGCCCUGGGACCCCCUUCCCACCCCGGGCUGCUCCAUCAGCACCAGGCACCAUGUUCCCGUCCCAAACCCCCUUCCGUGCCCGGGGAGCUGCGUGCUGCCCUGUCCCCCUGCCCGGACCCGGUGUGGGGGACACCCAAGGGUCCCUCCUCGCUGAGCACCCCGACCCCAGCCCCCUCUGCGCCCAGGUCUGGCUCCUGCCCCAGGGUCCCCCCCACUAGACUGUGCUCUCAGCGCGCUGGCAGUUGCUGGCUGGGGUCUCACCUGGGUGGGAAUGCUUCCCUGGGUGCCAUGCCCCGUGCCCGGGGAGGGGCUGCCCGAAGCGCUGCCAUGCGGACCUGGGGUUUGCUUGUCACCCCAGUGUUUUGGUGGCACCUUGGCCCCCUUUCACGCCUGCUUUCUGGGACGGCAUGGCCGCCUGCUGAGGUUGUGGCUUUGCUUGGUGCCCCAGUGUGGUCUCGCUCUUCCUCCCCCCUCCCCAGCUUGUUUGGGUCUGGGGGCACUUCACAGGGCUGAUGCCAGGGAGCUGGGGCGUGGGGCACUGUGACCCCCUCGCACGCUGUGCAGCGGCUUAGCAGCGUUUCGUUCCCCCGCCCUGGGUGCGGUGGGCUGGGUGGGCAGGCGGAGGGGACGGGGGUGCUGUGACUGUGGGGACCGAGCCCCUCUGCCUCGCACCUGGGAGCGCCUUCCCGCGCUUCCUCCGCUGCUUCGAUUUCUCACCUGCGCUCCUGCAGGCGUAAGGACCUUGAAGGGAGGUGAGCCGGGCUCUUAACGCGCUCGCUCGCUUUGUUCCUGCGUGGCCUGGAUGCUCAGCGCUGGGUUUUGUUCAGUUCCAUUCAAAUCCGCUCCCGGCUGUGGAUCUUGGAGCAGCGGCCGUGCAGGGGAGCUCCUUCAGGGCUUGGGCUGUGCCUGGCCUCCCGCACCCUCACCCACACUUCCAGUUCUCCCAGUGGGGAUGCUGAUCCCCGGGUUUUGGGCCUGCCCUGCAGCCUGGGGUGCACAGGAGCCCCUGGGAGUGGAUGUGCUCUGGGGCUGGGGUCCUGCUUUUCUCCCCCCUCAUCCUCCUGGGCUAGGACACUGCUGGACUGCUCAGUGCCACUCUCUGUGUCCCCAGGUUUUGCGGGGAGUGCCUGCAGCCCUGCCUGCAAGUACCAUCCCCACUCUGCCCACUCUGCCGCAUGCCCUUCGACCCCAAGAAGGUGGAGAAGGCUUCCAGUGUGGAGAAACAGCUUUCGUCCUACAAGGCUCCCUGCAGGGGCUGCAGCAAGAAGGUAAAGCUCACAGGGGAAGGCUGCCUGUCCCCGUCCCACUGCCAAUCCUGCAGCCGUGGCACCGGGGGAGGAAGGUUGCUUGCUGACUGUGGUUUGGUUUGUGGAGUCCCCUGUUCAGCAGGUCCCCAACCUGUGCCUGUGAGGUGUGGUGUCCCCUGCAUGUCACGGCUGCUGCUGUGAGCCGGGCGAGCGGGGCUGUGCAGAGAUGAAGGUGCUCUCUCCUAGCUGCCUUUGUCAGCAGACCGGAGCUAUUAUUAGACAGUGGGGACCUUCAAAAGCAGGCUGAGGUUUUCCUGCAACACGGGAGAGGCUGAGGCAAACCAGCUCUGCUGCUGCUCCUAAUAAGGGUGACCCUCGCGAAAAUGCGCUCUCACGUCUCGUCCUGUGCGAAGGUGCAGGAGCAGAUGGCCAACUGCCCCAAGUUCGUUCCAGUUGUCCCCACAUCCCAGCCUAUUCCUAGCAAUAUUCCAAAUCGCUCAACGUUUGUGUGCCCGUACUGCGGGGCCCGGAACCUGGACCAGCAGGAGCUGGUGAAGCACUGCAUGGAGAACCACCGCAAUGACCCCAACAAAGUGGUGUGCCCCGUCUGCUCAGCCAUGCCCUGGGGGGAUCCCAGCUACAAGAGUGCCAACUUCCUCCAGCACCUCCUCCACAGGCACAAAUUCUCCUACGACACCUUCGUGGACUACAACAUCGAUGAGGAGGCAGCACUGCAGGCUGCCCUGGCGCUGUCACUCUCUGAGAACUGAGGGUGACUGCAGAGCAUUGGUUUGGACCCUCCUCAUCACCCCGUCUCCUUUUGCACACUCAGCCUUCCUGCUGGGAAGGCACAGAGCUCGUCAACUGUCCGGCACCCCUGGAGACCCGCUGCCGCCUCUCUUCCCUCUCCUCUCUGGGCAAAUCCCACCUUGUUUAAGAAGGUGGAGUCUCUUUAGCGUCACACUGGACUGGUGAGUGAGCAGAGACAUCCCGCUCUGGGAGGAGAGAGGAGUUGACACUGAAGGGCUGGGAUUGUUCCUUGGUUAGGCAUUUCAUAUCCGUAUACGGAGUAUAUACCUGUGUCCAGAUCUAUUUAUUAGUAGAUGCUUUUUGGCACCGUUUGUCUUCAUGCUCUCUGUUGCAGUUGAAUAGGUACGUAAAACUAUGAUGCAUUUUAUGCACAAAUGCCCUGGCUUGAAACUGUGAUCAUCCACAUCCUUUCCAAAAAGGAAGAAAACGGCACGGAGCAUCUUUUUUUAGACUCUACAAGGCUCUUUCCAGAGAUGUUGGUCUGUCCCGUCCCGCAUGCUGCAGGCAGGAGCUGCCUCCUUUGCCUGCUCCUUGCCAGGCCAGGCUGAAUCCCAGGGCGAGACGGUUGCCCUGGUGUGCCCCGUGACAACAGGGGAUUUGGAGGAGUCCAUGGGGAUGGCACCCAGCAUCCCGUGAAACUCUCACCUUCCUCGUUUUGUACCGGUUCUUGUGAUACUGAGUUCUUGCAUUUUUCUACAUUAAUUGGCGUGAUGCCUUUUCCACAUUUUAUAGAGCGGGAACAGAAGCUGUUACUCUUCACACUGCAAUAUCCGUCACCAGGGACAAGAAUAUUUUUAUGAAACAUUAUUAAGAAAGUAUAUUUUUAAAAAAAAACCACAAAACAAACCAAACAAACGUGCUGUGGAUUUGAAAUCAGGUGGGAAGCAGGAGCCGGACCCCAGGCUGGCGGGUAGAACUCUCAGGGGGCCACGGCAAGCACAUGGGUGUCCUCUUUGGUUAUUUCUGGGCCGUUUCCUUCCCUUGUUGGCGUGUUUCUCUGCAGGUGGGUGGUGAUGGAGGAGAGGCCGGGUCAGAGCAGCACCUUGUCAGCUGGAGGAGUGGGUGCCGAGCAGCUCACCGGGCUGCCUUUUUGAGGAGCAGCCCCGCUCGUGUUCUCCAACAGCUGUUUGGCCAGCUGUGCUCUCUGGGCUGCUGCCCCUCGCCCGGCUGUGUGGUCUGGCUUGGGACGGCUCUCCCUUGCAGGCAGAGCUCUGGCAGUGCCGGCUGUGGCCGCGGGCAGCACGUAGCCUGGAGCGGUGGUUCUCUGCCCUGAGGGAGGCAGGCACGUGGGUUGUGGUGGGUUGUGGCGUGCUGCACUUGGUGCAAAGCAGCUGAGUUGUGUCUGGGCGACGGUGUGCGGGAGGGAUGUCUGCCCAUGCAGGAUCCCGUCCUCAACGCUGAGCAUCUUGUCCCCCUGAAAUAGGGGAUUGCAUCUCUCUUUCCCAGAUCUGUCCCUGGGAAUAGGGCACAUCUGGGCAGAUGUUCCGAGAGGUGCCCCCUGGUCCCUUUCCUCUUUGCCCUGCCUGCUGCUGGUGGAGUUUGCUCUGCUGGGCUGGGAGAGGGUGGAAGGGAGAUCUGCACCAGGCCGUGGGUGGGCCGCUGCCAGCCUGAGCGUGGCCCCCCGCCCUGUGCAGCACAAGUCCCAUCCCAUCUGAAGGGUCCUCACUGGUGCUGGGGGAGAGGAGCUUUGUGCUGGGACCGUGCUACCCUUUGGGAUCAGCUCAAGGCUCACCGAGGAGCUGUGUGGGGGUGGUGAUGCAUGGUACCUGCAGACCUCCAGGUUUUGCAGAGAAGAGGUGUAGGAGAGCCAUCCUCUGUGUGCCCCUACUCGGAGAAGUGCCCUUUUGUGAUUUGUCUGAGACUUGGCUCCAGCUCUGCUCUAGCAAUACAGUCUUGUUUUUUACUUUUGAUUUAAAUAGUAUGGGGUGGCUCUGUGGGCUGUGCGCCCCUCUGUGCCGCCAGCAGCCCUACGAGGAGCGUGCAGAGACCAUCUGCUCCCCUGGCAGAGGGCAGGGAAAGGGCUGGAGCUGCUCCACUCCCCUGCCUCAAGCUGGGCUAGUGAGGAGGGACGGGGUCUUCUCUUCCCAGCAACAGCAUUGCUGGCACCUGCCCAGCCCGGGGGACGUUCCUGGUGGGAUGGAGAGCACUGGCAUCUCCCAAAAUGGACCCAGGAGGAUUUCCCUGUCCCGUCCUCAGCUGGGACCCUCAGGUCCUGGUGCAGCCUCCACCAGAGCUCUCGCUUGCAGGGAGCUCCCUGCCUCUGGGACAGCACUAUUAACCUCUUUGUCUCCUUCCUUCUUUCCUUCUCUUCCUUUUUGCCCCACCACGCCAGAGCAGGGGCAGCAACAGCUGCUUUUGUAAAGCACUUUUAAGGCCCAGGCUGUGAGGGCACAGGCAGGCGCUGUGCUGACGGGCAGCUCCUGUCUCUCCCCACUUUGUUCGGGGUCGGAUCCGGCUCUGCCCGCUGCCAGCCGGGCUGUGCCAGGGAUCCCACCGCGCCGCCGGCUGUGCUCGUCAGCGUCUUACCCGCAACUUUUUGCAUAACUAGAACUUUUCACGAAACGAGCUGUUUUUUGAAGAAGAAUAAAAUCGAUUACGUUAUUUGUAGCGAACCAUUUUUCUCAAUAAAGGCAGUUUCAUCCA
Messenger RNA from Falco peregrinus (peregrine falcon), 5000 nucleotides. RefSeq names its product ring finger protein 166 (gene RNF166). The record is from RefSeq and is a predicted model, not a curated record. Gene Ontology annotation, molecular function: ubiquitin protein ligase activity. The transcript is spliced from 5 exons. Gene Ontology annotation, biological process: ubiquitin-dependent protein catabolic process; protein polyubiquitination. NCBI's taxonomy places the organism in Eukaryota, Metazoa, Chordata, Aves, Falconiformes, Falconidae. Bases 1931 to 2317 code for a protein of 128 amino acids.